Molecule: messenger RNA, 6924 nt
Organism: Lucilia cuprina (Australian sheep blowfly)
Lineage: Eukaryota; Metazoa; Arthropoda; Insecta; Diptera; Calliphoridae
Gene: spri
Product: protein sprint
Exons: 9
Coding region: 877-6885 (2002 amino acids)
Biological process (GO): vesicle-mediated transport; signal transduction
Cellular component (GO): endocytic vesicle; cytosol
Molecular function (GO): small GTPase binding; guanyl-nucleotide exchange factor activity
Source: RefSeq, a predicted model, not a curated record
AAAAAAGCAACAAAAACAACAUCAAGUGAAAAUUGAAAUAAAUCCUUGUGAAAAGAUGCAAAAUUGAAAUAAAUGAAAUGCAAAAAAAAAAAAAAUAAAAACAAAUUGAAAUGAAAGUUAUAGAAGAGAUUGUGUAAAACAAACCAACAUUUCACUACGGAUACAAGAAAUAAAAAAAAAAUGUAAGAAAAAUGAUUUCAAUUUGUAAUCUUUAAAUCAUAAAAAAAGAAACCAUCGCAAGCACACAAAAACAUACACCUUAAAAAACAACAACAGAAAACGGACAGAUUCCCAAACAUUAAUCCUUGGAAUUGAAAAAAGACGAACAGCAAAAAAAUCAGAAAAAAGUUAAGAAGAAAACAACAACCAGCUUGUUUCACAUCAGCUUAUUUGAAUGUGAAAUUCAAUCAUUUUUAUGGAUUAACUUGUAUUAAAACUGACAGUAGCCGGAAAAUAUUCACCAACCAACUCCAUUCAUCUUUCCAUCCAUAACACCCAUGUAUGUAUGUUGCUGAUGAUGUAUGUUGUACAAGUACUUAAAAUACAACAUACAACAAGUACAAUUAUUAGCAUUGCUGUAAUGUAGACGACAUAAAGUGAAUGUGUAUGGGGAAUGAACAUUCGAAAAAAAUUAAACGGUGGCUAAAUUAAAUGUCAACAAGAUAUCAUCUGGUCAUUAUUAAUACUAUUUUUAAGUUUUUUUUUGGAAUUGUUGUUGUCGACAAGUGGUGCUAACUAAAAUCACACUAUUCAUUUUUUUCACUUUCGUCUUGGUUGUUGGAUUUUCGCUAAAGAAAAGUGAAAUUAGAAAAAUAUUUUAAAAAGAAACAUAAAUUUCUGGAAAUUUUCAACAUUUAACCAAGAAACGGCCACAAAAUGGUGAAUGCUGUUAUGGAUGCUAUAGCGCUUUUAAGCUCUUUGGCAACUGAUUUGGAUAUUAUGCUAAAUGACCUAAGGUCAUCGCCGAGUUCACGUCUGAGUUCAAACUCACACCAUUUGCAUACACGUUCCACAGCCACAUACACACCGUUUUCGUUAAAUAUUGGCAACAAUAGCAGCAGCAAUAACAGUCACAAUACAACAAAUCAAAGUAACAACUAUUUACAAAAUGCUGCAAUACAUAAUAGUGGCAACAGUAAUUAUCCAGGGAACAAUGAACAAAAAACCAAUAGAGAUGAAUUUGUUGGAAAUAAUGGUGAAUGUAGCAGCAGCAAUGACUACGAUGACUAUCGAACAAAUCAAAGGCAAGGAGAACAACAGCAGGAGUCACAACAACAGCUGCGAGAUAAUCAAACAUCGGCAUCAUUAUUAGUGACAGUGAAACAAGAAAAACUUAAUCAAACUUUAAGUGCAAAUUGUAAUCAACAGCAACAACAUUUCAAUCAAAAUCUAACAGACAAUGGCAACUAUAACAAGUGCCAACAACAACAACAACUGCAGCAACAUAGAUUUAGUGAUAGCAACAAUAACAACAAUAAUAAUAAUUGUACUGUUGGUGUUGGUAGUGGCACCAGUGUGGGGAAAAGUAUUACAACAACCGGAAGCCAUGACAAUAGCACGGAUAUAAAAACAACAACAUCAUUGUCUUCAUCUUCAACACCAUUCCAGGGAUUUUCAACAGAUGUUACUCGCAUAUCUAAACUACCAUUAUAUACGUAUCAGCACAAACAAUUGCAACAACCACAAACGCUGCACAUCAAGUUGCUGCAACAACAGCAGGCCACAAAAGCAAUAGCCUCACAAAUCACCACCACAACGUCGGUGGCGGCCUCAACGAUGGCGGUGGCUACAACGGAUAUACACAAACAAAAUGUGGUCAAUAAACGCACUCUCGCCAAGAUGAAUGAUAAUGCCGGAGGAGGAGCAGGAGGAGGUAGGAAUAGCACUAAUAACAGUUACAGCAACUGUGGCAAAAACAACAUCAGUGCCAGCAACGUUAGUUGCAGGAAAAAAUAUAAUUGUGAAAAUGCCACCACAUCUAAAGCCGCAUCCACUAGAACCACCACAACAAAUCCAUUAACAACAACAUCAACAUCAUCUCUAGAUUUUAGAAUAAAAUCAAUACAAUCAACAUCGUCAUCAACAUCAUCAUCAUCGUCAGCAACUGGUAAAUCUACUCAUAUUUAUAAAAUCAAUUCAUCAUCUUCAACCUCCAGCAGCAGAAAUGCCACUGGUAGCACUAACUCUACCAGUUGGUUGCAAUCAACUUCAGCCUUAACGUCAUCAGCAUCUACAUCAUCUUCAGCAACAUCGUCAGCAUCAGCUACAGCUUCAUCAUCAAGUUUUCUCAGAUCCUCCGAUUCUUCAACAAUAACGGCAACAUCAGCCACAACAAUAGCCACACAUCAUCAUAGUGCAACUGGUGCAUUGCUACAACAUCAACAAAAUCAAUUUCAAACAAAUACAACAACGACAUCAUCAUCAACAACAACAAAUAAUAGCAAUAACAACAAUAACAACAAUAACAACAGCAGCAGCUUAAAUAACCAUCAACGUCUACCAUUUUGUGGUUUAGAUUCCAUUAAAGGAAGUGACAAUAAUGGUGGUGAUGGAAUUGCUGGUGGCAGCGGCUGUUUAAUGAUGGGUGGUAAAACAAAUUUAAGUUUCGACUUAAAUGGCAGCCACAUGGGUAUGCAUACAAUAAUUCAUGGUGGCGGCAGCAGUGGGGGUAUAGGUGGCGGUAUCAGUUUGCCCAUCGAUAAUGCUUCAGAUCAAUUUCAUUCGUUGGAUGCCAACGAUAGUUCAUGCUGUGGCGAUGGACAAUUUGAAGAUGAUAUGCAGGCGUUAUUGCCAAAAUGUUCACGUCUAUCGAGAGAUGAAUUAAGUCAGUCCCGUACAUCUCUGGUGUCUAGUUCAGAUGGUGGCAUAUUGGCUGAGGGUGAAACCUCUAGUGAAACUUCACGUGGUUCAGAUGAUUCACCACCAUGCGAUUUAAGUCUGGUCGAACGUUUGUUGUUGACACAUCCAGUGUGGUUUUUACCCGGUAUACAACGUUCAGGAGCUGUUCAUUUUUUGCAAGGCAAAGAAGAAGGGAACUUUAUAGUACGAGGUUCCAGUCAACCCAAUACAAUGGCCGUAUCGGUGCGUUUACCUCCAGAUUCUGGACCCUAUAUAGAACACUAUCUCAUACAAUCGAAUGAGGGUAUUUUAUGUUUGGAAAGUUCACGCUUUAAAUUCGAUUCCAUACCAUCGUUAAUAGCCCACUAUGCCCAAUGUUGUGAUGAAUUGCCCGUACAAUUGGUUUUACCAAGAGCCUUGCGUGAAGCUAAAAAUCGUCAACAACUAUCAUCGUUGGCUCUAUUGGGUCAGGAGUUUUGGCGAUAUCCCAUGUCAAGCCCUAAACAAAACGAACAAGAGGCUAACUUCUUAGAUGCCAAAUCACCAAAUUCCAUGACCGAAACCAGUGGUUUGGGUACUACGAUUUUCAGUAAUUCCGGCAAUUCGAAUUCGGGAGGCCAUAUACAAUCACACAGCAAUAAACUUUUUAGUCCCAUUACCAAUGUCAAUGGUCUAUUUAGUCCUGGUACUCCAUCGGACACAAACAGUAGCAUGAGUUCUUUUACCACCAGUGGUGGUCAACAUAUGCAAUUAAUGUCUCCAGAAUCGGUAGAUUCGGUAAUUUUAACCAUGUCUCCUGUGGAAAUGAACAAUCAACGUAAUGGUGUUUUAGGUUUAGGUGGCAAUGCCACAGAUAUUAUUAAUACUUCUACAAAUAAUUUAAGUACUUUUAAGUCUAAUCUAACGACUCAACAAAAUAAUUUUAAAAAUUCUACAAAAAAUAUCAUAGAACAAGAGAUUAGAACACAAAGGCCUAAACCGCCCAAUACUUUAAAUCUCGAUUUGAGGAAACCGCCAGCACCACCGCUACGCUGGUCAAAGCCUUUAUCACCCAAUAGUCCUGUGCCGCCAGAUGUUAGCUCUGCGAACAAUUUUACUGUUACAACUACGGUAACCUUUUCGGUGGAUAAUCCUUCUACACCACAAUUUGUAGAAGUUACCACACCAGCAGCUAAUAAUGCUUUAACCUCAGUUAUGAACUCUAAUACCACGUUCCAAACCUUUUCGAAACGCCUUUCACCUGAAGGCGAAUGUAAAGACACUUUAUCUUCACAGGGCUCGUCGACUGGAAGUCGUCAUUGGCAAUCACAUAGCAGCAAAGAUUCUAAUAAUAGUCAACGUAAAAUUUUAUCACCCUGUACACCAACUGGUAAUGUUAGUGGUAAAUCACGUAAAUCAAAGUUAAGAAAAGAAUCAAAACAUUAUCAGGAAUCUGAUAUAUUGGAGAGUCCUGAAAUAUAUUGUCGCAGUACUUUACACGAUAAGAUUAGUGAUUAUGAGGAUUUAUGGUCACACGAUCCUAGUGAUCGAACUGGUUUGCUGACUAGCUUCAAGCCUCCGGAUGGUCAGCAGGGAAAACGACCGGAUCUUUUGGCUGAAACACCCACAAUUACCUCUUCCUCAAACAACAACAUGAAUGUAGUAACAACACCUGCCGUUUUAACUUGCCCCUUGUUGACAACAACUGCCUCUGAUUCUCUCAAUACAAAUGAAACGACAUCUGAUACUCAACAAUUGCUCAAAUUUUCAGAAGAGUCUAAACCUCGCUCUAGAGCCGGUCUUAUCUUGCCAGGCCUAAUGAGUCAAUCUCUAUCUGAAGAUCCUGUCUUUAAGGGUGAAACAACAGAGGGAGAUACCACUCCUACAGCCCAAACACCUGUGUCACGUAGCAAACAAGGCAGCCCUUUUUAUGCGGAACCAGCAGAUGCUUUAAAACAAGCUGGCAUUACCACAGCCAGUAUUUUAAGGCGUUCACAACGUGGUCCUCUACUACCCGCUAAUCAUAGACAUUCAGAGCCUCCUAAAGGAGGAUUUGUGCGCACACCCAUGUGUCCUCUUCUGCAACCAGCAGAAAUCGAAAAAAUUGCCGGUAGUCUAGAUGAAUUAAAGAAGAAACAACAGCAAUCUCAAGUGGCUCAGCCACAGCAGCAACCCACAAAACGUGCUCGUGGACGUUUUGAACAAUGGCAGCUGGAUAGUAGUUGGGAGUUUAUGGGUAAAGCUGAGGAAAAUGAAGCCGAUUAUUAUGGUGAUUAUGAUUCGGCGGAUCAAUGGAAGGAGGGCGGUAAUACAAAAGACAAUCAUAAUAAGGAAAAUUCUUUAAAUCGUGAAGCUAACAAAGAAAAUAAACAGAAACCCUUAACAAUACAUCAGAUAAUAGCAAAACGUUUACCCGAUCUGAAUUUACCCGAACUGGUGAGAUGUUCAACACCACCACAACAACCACAACAACAGCAGCAGCAACAAGCAUUACAACAAAAUUCCCACAAGCAAUCAUCACAUGAAUAUAAUGGCAGUCAAAAAUCUUUUGAUGGACCCAAUAAUACUUGUAGACUUUCUUCAUACGAUAAUGUUGAACGUAACUAUGCUCUAAGUCAGUGUUUCUUUAAUGGUCUGGACUCGGCUCAAUCUGAUGAUGGUACAGUUUUCUCAGAACCUUGGGAUUCAUCUCAGUGGGAUUCAUUUAUACCUCAGGACGAUACAACCAUUAAUUCCGAUACUAUACACUUGUCGAAAUGUCGUCCUGCUUUAUCGGAAGACGAUACGAUUAUCGAAGAAUUAAGUACCAAAGAUUUAAAUAAUCAAGAUACAUUGAAACCGAAAAAGUCGAGUGGUAAACAUGCUACAAUUUUACGUAAUCCCAGUAUACGAGAUAGAGAGAUUUUAUGUCAUCCACGUAAUAAAAUUAAUCUCUGCAAUGGCGGUCCCGGAGACACUGUACGCUCAUACACUCUCCAAUUGGCCGCCGAUCAAUGUACUACCUUUGCCCGCAACAUUGAAAACUUUAUAUCAUGCACAAAAGAUUCUCGCGAAGCUGCACCCCAGGUGGUCAUGCGCAAUAUGCGACAAUUUAUGAAUGGCAUGAAGAAUUAUUUAGUUAAACAUGGUGAAGGCAAAUUCCAUCAAGAAGUCGAAACUGCUAGAUCAAGACUAAAAUCCGAUGAAUUUUUAAAUUUAGAUGCCAUUCUAGAGACUGUGAUGCAUCAAUUGGUUGUGCUGCCAUUACGAGAACAUUUGUAUGGCAUGUUUGUUGACUACUAUACCCGUUCGGAAGAUAUACAACUGUUGGCUCAAAAUGUCAAAUAUGCCUGUGGUCGUUCGGCGGCUGAUUUUGGUAUAAGACCAACAGUAACACCGCCUUCUGCGACCUCAUUGCAAAUCAUAUCAAAUUUAUUAUUACGCCUGCAAGAAGCUGAAUUACCAUUGGAAAAAUUGGAAUUAUUUUUAUGUGUUAUAUCAACAAUAUUUGAUGCUACUGGCUGUCCCAGGGGACAACAAUUGGGAGCAGAUGAUUUCUUGCCCAUUUUAGUGUAUGUAGUAGCUAAAUGUGGUUUUGUGGGAGCAGAAAUAGAAGCUGAAUUCAUGUGGGGUUUAUUGCAGCCCACACUUUUAAAUGGCGAACCGGGCUAUUACUUGACAGCCCUCUGUAGUGCGGUGCAUGUUUUGAAAAGUUUUAUGGCUUCAGAAAAUGAAAGUGGUUCGGGUUCAUUGGAUUGGCGUUCUUCUUCUUUGCCAGCUUGCUCUUCUGUCUUAAGAGUUAUUAUACCCGAUGAAUGUAAUGGUUCUUUACAAACCCGCACCCUGCCUGUAAGACCUCAUACCUCUACCCGUGAAGUAUGCCGCAUUAUAGCCCACAAAGCCCGCAUUACUAAUCCCCAAGAUUAUGCUCUAUUUAAGUUGGUUGAUGGUGAAGAAACAUUGCUUAAUGAGAGUGAAUGUCCCCAGGAUAUAAGAUUGGCUGCCAAAGGCAAACAUUGCAUGUUAGCCUAUAAACGUAUUGAUGCCAAAAUUGCUUGGCCCACUGCCACACAACCAAAUUUUAAUUAGAUUUUUUUUUGUUUUACACAAUAAAACACAUGACUUAAU